Messenger RNA from Schistocerca cancellata (South American locust), 1235 nucleotides. RefSeq lists its product as uncharacterized. Gene Ontology annotation, biological process: mitotic sister chromatid segregation. The record is from RefSeq and is a predicted model, not a curated record. Lineage: Eukaryota; Metazoa; Arthropoda; Insecta; Orthoptera; Acrididae. Bases 167 to 1042 code for a protein of 291 amino acids. Gene Ontology annotation, cellular component: spindle midzone; chromosome passenger complex; chromosome, centromeric region. The transcript is spliced from 7 exons.
AUAAACAAAGAAAAUGAACAUAUGUCUUUGGGCUUAGUGGCGGUUCUACAUUUGAAUGUACACCGAUUUGGGAUAGAGUAGUGACAAUUAGUAAGAGUAAUUGAUUGCUCAUUGAUUAGCAAUCUAGCCGUUUGUUGUUGCAGUGGGCUAAUACACAGAUUAAAAUAUGCCACGUACAAAGCGUCCAAAGAAAGGAAGACAGACAAAACCAAAUGAGUCGGCUAACACUGAACUUGACCCAAAUAUUGUUAUUAAACAAGAGCCUGAGGAUCCACCUCCAGAAAGUAUGGAAUUUGAAGCUGAAGCAGAUGGUAAUCUAGACGAGGACAACUAUCCACUCCAGGUGUCCAAAGUUAACCAGUCUGCUAAUAUGUAUUCAAUUACACAACUGAGAAAGCUUGGUGAAGACAUGCUCAAUAAGCAAAGGAAGUUUUUUGACCAAAAACGGCAAAAAGCCAUUAGUGUGAUAGAUGUAAUUAAGAUGAAGAUUCCACUGGAGAUCAGAAAUGUUCCUGUUGGUGAGGUUUUCAGGAAACAGGGGCUAAAACCAAGUUGUUCUAAUGACUUACUGUCGGUGUCUCAGCAAGUUGGGAAUAAUGAUUCCACUGUACUUAGUGUUGAACAAACGAAUAAAACGGUCAUCAGUGAUGUACAAAAAGAGUGUACAGCUGAUACUGAAAAUGCGUUUCCAUCUACAAGUAAAUUUAAGACUCCAGCUGUUGGUUUACCAACACCACGCAUUGGUACUAUAACGCCAAAAGUAGGCCCAGAUUCUCCAAUAACAAUUCUGCGGCGUCCAAAACUGGGUGAAGUAGUUAUAUCCAUGAAGGGAAGUCCAGUGAUGUUGAAUGCUGCCAGAGAAGACAAACCAACUCUAAACAUACCAAUGGCCAAUGGAACAGUGAUGUCCAUCCUUCCUCAGAGAGGUCUACGAACUGCUCAGUUGCCCCAGCAAAUGGAUCCUGAAACUCAAGAAAACCUAAAAGUGAUAUGGGAAAAUCUAAAAGAUCUUAUUGGACAUACAGAAACUCCUAAACCUUGAUUUGUCAGUAAAUGUGUUUUAAGAAAUAAGACAAUGUGUGAAAGAAAGGAUACUGCUUAAUAUUAUUGUAAUUUUAAUAUUUCAUUUUGUUAACUUGCAUAUAAAGUGCAUUUUGCUGCGUGUUUUGCACAUUAAUUUAACUCUCGUACCCAAAUAAUAAUGCAACAAACCUAAAUCGAAAUAAAUUAGAAAA